Messenger RNA from Penicillium mononematosum, 1752 nucleotides. Its product is annotated as PARP-type zinc finger-containing protein. The transcript is spliced from 5 exons. Gene Ontology annotation, molecular function: DNA binding; zinc ion binding. Lineage: Eukaryota; Fungi; Ascomycota; Eurotiomycetes; Eurotiales; Aspergillaceae. The coding region runs from base 1 to 1752 and encodes 583 amino acids. The record is from RefSeq and is a predicted model, not a curated record.
AUGCCCUACCGAUUCGAGAUUGCCGCUCAAGGCCGCGCUGGCUGCAAAGCCACUGAUUGUGCCAAAGACAAGGUCAAGAUCACCAAGGGUGAAUUCCGUGUUGGCACCUGGGUUGAUGGACAGGGCUUCCAGGGCUGGUCCUGGCGCCACUGGGGCUGCUUCACCCCCAAGCAAAUUGUGAACGUCAAGAAAGACCUGACUGAGGUCUCCGAGGAUCCCGAUUUCUCUCGCCUUGAUGGCUUUGAUGAGAUGAGCGAGGAGCUCCAGGACAAGAUCCGCAAGGCCAUCGAAGUAGGCCAUGUCGAAGACGAGGAAUGGCGAGGCGAUGUUCAAUGCAACCGCCCUGGAAAGGUCGGCAUGCGUGUCAAGGCUAGCAAGGCCAAGGCCAAGGAGACAAAGGAUGCUGAGAAGUCCUCGCCUGGCAAGAAGCAUGAUCUGACCGAUUCCGAGAAUGCGGCAGAGGAGCCCGCCAAGAAGAAGCAGACCCGUGCCAAGAAAGCUGCCGAUGAUGAUGAGGCCAUUGCUGAGGCCACCGUCGUUGAAAACGAGCCCAACAUGGGCAAGAAGCGUGGCCGUGGUCGUCCCCGCAAGAACACUUCUGAGGACCAAGUUGCUGCCGCUGAUGUCAAGGUCGAGCCCAAGAAGCCUGGCCGUCCUCGCAAGAAGACUUCGGAUGAAGACAGCCCCGAUGCUCAGACUGAGGUCAAGGUCGCGCCCAAGCGUGCCGUUCGCGGCAAGAAGGUUUCCGAGGACGAGGGUGCAGAUGCAGACACUGAAAUGACGACCGAGCCCACCGAGCCCAAGACACGUGCUACUCGUGGCAAGAAGAUCACCAAGGAUGAAGCCGCCUCUGCCGACAUUGAGCCCAAGCAGCCCACCAAGCGUGCUACUCGUGACAACAAAGCCACUACUGAGGCUAAGGUUGCUGACAAGGAGUCCAACGAACUUGACCCUGCCGAUGAGGACAAGCCUACCAAGAAGGCGUCCAUGACUCGUGCAACACGUGCCAAGAAGGAUGUCAAGAAAGACGUUUCCCCUGUCGAGAAAGAUACCUCAUCUGCCGACAAUGAGACCGCCGCUACCAUCGAGUCAAAGAACACCCGUCCCACUCGUGCCACUCGUGCCAAGAAGGAUGCCAACAAGGACGUUCCUCCCGUCGACAAAGACAUCUCCUCUGCCGACAACAAGACUGCCAGCGGUGCGAUCAAGAAGUCGACCACCCGUGCCAGGGCUGCCAACGGCAAAAAGACUACCAAUGGCUCGAAGGCUACCAAUGAUGCCAAGAACAGCGGAUCCGACACUUCCAAGGACGAGCACGCUGCUGAAUUGACCGAGAAGCCCAAGCGCACCCGGGGUGCCAACAACAAGACCAACGGCAACAAUACUACCUCUGGGAGCAGCCGCAAGGCCUCUGUCGACAAGGCUACGCAGACGCCACCCGAAGAGGAUGCCGAGAUUCCAGAUGCUAUCAAGGAGAAGCCCAAGACUCGAGCUCGCAAGCCAGCCGCCGCGAAGAUCACCAUUGAGUCCGCUAAGACUACCGAGGAGCCUGCCGAGGCCUCCACUGAGCAAUCUGUUAAGGACACCAUCGUGAAGUCCGAGGAUGGCCCCAAGAACGAGAAUGCUUCCGCUGAAGCUCAAGAUGAGCCCACCGUCGAGACUGCUGAGAAGCCCGUUGAGGGCGCUAGCGAGAAGCCCCUCGAGUCUCCUCUCAAGCCAGUCAAGGCUGAGUACACUGACGAUGACUUCUAA